Messenger RNA from Sceloporus undulatus (fence lizard), 10591 nucleotides. It is a transcript of the gene APC2, whose product is annotated as APC regulator of WNT signaling pathway 2. The transcript is spliced from 16 exons. Gene Ontology annotation, biological process: cell fate specification; positive regulation of protein catabolic process; pattern specification process. Gene Ontology annotation, molecular function: gamma-catenin binding; microtubule binding; beta-catenin binding. Gene Ontology annotation, cellular component: beta-catenin destruction complex; cytoplasmic microtubule; catenin complex. The coding region runs from base 395 to 7987 and encodes 2530 amino acids. NCBI's taxonomy places the organism in Eukaryota, Metazoa, Chordata, Lepidosauria, Squamata, Phrynosomatidae. The record is from RefSeq and is a predicted model, not a curated record.
AGACAUCUGGGUGAAUUGUAGAAAAGCUACAGAAAUUAAUGACUCCCAUUGCUUUAACAAUUGCAGCACCUAAGUGACAUCCAUGUAGAAAGUGUCCUAAGUUACACUGGUGAUGUGAGGAAAGCUUGAGAGAAGACCAGGAGUAUCUUUUGUGUGCCUGAGGAGGAUAUCUGAUGCCACAUUCCACCUGCAUCUCACCUGGGCAUCUCUUUCCCUGCUUGGCACCUGAGACUGAGACUCUCGUGUGCCACCUUGCGGCCAGAGGCGGCAUCACUCACCAAUCUCAGUCUGGAGCCUCCCUUCUGCAAAGCCAGCCUGAAGGAGGAGGAGGAAGGCAGCUGCAGCAUCAUCAGCAUCAGCAUCAGACCAAGGGUGGGCCAAGGAUGUGCCAUCCAUGGGAUUGCUCUGGCUCCUCUCAUCCCUCCAUUCUGCUUUCUUCAGGGAGGAGUCAAUGGAGGAGCUGAAGAUGUCUGGGUCUAUCGCAUCCUACGACCAACUGGUUAGGCAGGUGGAGGCACUGAAGAAAGAGAACACACACCUCCGCAGGGAACUGGAGGACAAUUCCAACCAUCUCUCCAAGCUUGAAAAUGAAACCUCAGAUAUGAAGGAAGUUUUGAAGCACCUGCAAGGCAAGCUAGAACAGGAGGCCAAGGUGAUGGUGUCUUCAGGUCAAAUGGAGGUUCUUGAUCAGCUGAAAGCCCUCCAGAUGGACAUCACCAGCUUGUACAACCUGAAGUUCCACUCGCAGGCCAUGAUCCCAGAGCCUGUAUGCCAGGGCCGCCACAGCCCUGAGGAUAGCCCAGCCCAUUCAGCCACGCUCCAGAGAAAGGAUAGCAUCGGAGACCUGAGCCGGGCCACAAUCCGACUUCUUGAAGAACUUGACAGAGAGAGGUGUUUCCUUCUGGGUGAAAUUGACAAGGAGGAAAAGGAGAAAUUGUGGUACUACACUCAACUGCAAAGUCUUUCGAAGAGGCUGGAUGAGCUGCCGCACGUGGAGACAUUUUCCAUGCAGAUGGACCUGAUCCGCCAGCAACUGGAAUUUGAAGCUCAGCAUAUCCGGACUCUCAUGGAAGAGCGCUUUGGGACAACCGAUGAGAUGGUGCAAAGGGCACAGAUUCGUGUGUCUCGACUGGAACAGAUCGACAAAGAGCUGAUGGAGGCUCAAGACAAGGUGCAGCAGUCAGAACCCCAGCUUAGUGGUAAACUGCUGAACAUGGAAGGAGAGAGCAACGUCGAGAUCCCAACUCAUCCAGAAGAAGCAGAGAACCAGCCUGGCGGCAACAAGGUAGAAAUGGUUUUCUGGCUCCUCUCCAUGAUGGCCACGCGGGACAAAGAGGACAUGUCCCGCACGUUGCUAGCCAUGUCAAGCUCUCAAGAGAGCUGCCUGGCCAUGCGGAAGUCGGGGUGCCUCCCGCUCCUCAUCCAGAUCCUCCACGAUAUGGACCAGGAACCAGGGGUGACGGAGAGUCCCGGGGUGACAGGGAAGGACUGCCGCAUGCGGGCCAAUGCCGCCCUCCACAACAUCAUCUUCUCCCAGCCAGAUGAAGGGCAGGCCAAGAAGGAGAUGAGGGUUCUCCAUAUUUUGGAACAGAUUCGCUCCUAUUCAGAAACUUGCUGGGAUUGGCUGAAGAUGCACAAGGAAGGGAUCAAGACCCAGGAGAAAGCAGCAGGUCCUGUUCCCAUUGAGCCACAGAUCUGCCAAGCAACCUGUGCCACCAUGAAGCUCUCCUUUGAUGAAGAGUAUCGUCAUGCCAUGAACGAACUGGGUGGUCUCCAGGCCAUUGCUGAGCUGCUCCAGGUGGACUAUGAGAUGCAUGGAAUGACCAAUGACCCCCUCAACCUGGCCCUCCGGCGUUACACUGGCAUGGCCCUGACCAACCUCACUUUUGGAGACAUAGUCAACAAGGCAACCUUGUGUUCUCGCCAGAGAUGCAUGCAAGCCAUUGUGGCUCAGUUGGCGUCCGACAGCGAGGAACUGCACCAGGUUGUGUCUAGCAUCCUGCGAAAUCUCUCCUGGAGAGCUGACAUCAAUAGCAAGAAGGUUUUGAGGGAGGUGGGAAGCGUCACGGCGCUGAUGCAGUGCGCCUUAAGGGCCACCAAGGAAUCCACAUUGAAGAGCAUCCUCAGCGCCUUGUGGAAUCUGUCUGCCCACAGCACCGAGAAUAAGGCUGCCAUUUGCGGGGUGGAGGGGGCCCUUGGCUUCCUGGUGAGCACCCUCACAUACAAGUGCCAGAGCAACUCGCUAGCCAUAAUUGAGAGCGGAGGAGGUAUCCUCAGGAACGUCUCCAGCCUUAUUGCCACACGGGAAGAUUACCGGCAAGUUCUGCGGGAUCACAGCUGCCUCCAGACCUUGCUCCAGCACCUCAAGUCUCACAGCCUCACCAUUGUCAGCAAUGCCUGUGGCACCCUCUGGAACCUCUCAGCCCGCAGCUCCAAAGACCAGGAGCUGUUAUGGGACCUGGGGGCGGUCAGCAUGCUCCGGAACCUGGUCCACUCCAAGCACAAGAUGAUUGCCAUGGGCAGUGCAGCUGCCCUCCGGAACCUUCUUGCCAACCGGCCCCUCAAGUACAAAGACACCAUGGUCAUCUCACCAGGUUCCUGCAUGCCCUCGCUCUACAUGAGGAAGCAGAAAGCACUAGAAGCUGAACUGGAUGCCAAGCACUUAGCUGAAACCUUUGACAGCAUAGAGAAGCAGACACUGAAGAGCCAAAGCACCAAGAAGCCAAUGAGGCACAUAGACAGCUUGGCAAAGGAUUAUGCUUCUGAUUCAGGUUGUUUUGAUGAUGACGAAGUGCCCAAUGUCUCCAGUGGUGUGGAAACAGGAAACACAUCAGUCCUCUCCAUGUUCCUCAACUCCUCCUUCCUCCAAGGCCAGGCUUUGCCUAGAGCCAUUGCCCAAAGGAGAGGCCCAGAGCCAGAAAAGGAUGAAAGUGGAAAGCCAACAGAAGCCAAGAAGGGCCCUCCACUCCUUUUGCCUCCAGACAAUGAAGUCUCCAUGGCAGCCGAGAAACUGGCCAACAAGAUCUCCACCACCGUAGCUAAGAUUGACAAGCUGGUGGAAGACAUCUCCACUCUCCAUACCUCUUCUGAUGACAGCUUCAGCCUCAGCUCAGAGGACCAUUGUCUUGACUGGCAGCUUGGCUCUGAUGAAGUCCAUGAGGCUCGUGCUCAGUCAUGCUCACCAUGCCGGUUGUCUGAUACCAGUGGGUUUGUCAAGCGGGAAGAUCUGAGCCGGGCUCACCCUCUCUUGAGGCUUAAAACCACCCACACCAGCUUGUCCAAUGAUAGCCUCAAUAGUGGGAGCACCAGUGAUGGCUAUUGCACCAAGGAGCACAUGAAACCAUGCACCAGGACCACUUUCUUAGAUUUCAGGGAUGAACUGCAUCGCUAUCAGAAGCGGCCCAGCCGCCUUGACUUGAAGAACAUCCUGAUGAAUCGGCCAGAGAAGAUGGAACAACCAGCAAAGACACUUCCAGAGCCCAGAGAGGUUGUAGAGAAACCAAAACCUCUUGAGAAGGUGAAGCAAGCUGCGGCUUCAUCCAGUGCUAUUGCUGCUGAGAAGGAAAAGAAAUAUGAACAGAAAGAGGCGAGCAAUGAGCUCAAUCCUGACCCAAAGGUCCACACAAUUAAGCUCUCCCCAUCAUACCAGCAUGUCCCCCUCAUGGAAAGCAUGGACAAUGGCAACACAGUGACUGGGACCGUGGGACAGUUGAAGAGCAAAUCUUAUUACUCAGCUCUGUCAGAUCACCUAAACAAGAUUCCAGAGAAGCUCCAAGUCAAGGUACUGGGACAGGGAGAACCAGAGCAGCUGCAGAAAUACUCUGUGGAGGACACCCCAAUUUGCUUUUCCAGAUGCAGUUCCCUUUCAUCCCUUUCCUCAGCUGACAACAUGCUGGAUGGCCAGAGCCACAGUGAGAAUGACAUGGACAGUGACUCCUCUCUGGAGAUCAUUGAAGUAGAGCAAGUUGAUGAACCCCACAAAGAAAAUGAAGAUGUCAAAACCAAAAUCGAGAUGGAAAGCCUACCUGCUGCCUCGCGGCCAAUCACUAUCCCCUUACCCAAAAAGGAGAAGAUAUUCCUUCGGGGAGUAUCACCAUCCCGACAUGAAGAUUUGACCCCUUCCAGCUCCUCAGAGAACUACAUCCAGGAAACACCCUUAGUAAUGAGCCGCUGCAGCUCAGUCAGUUCACUGGGCAGUUUUGAGAGCCCUUCCAUUGCCAGCUCAAUCCAAAGCGAGCCCUGCAGUGAAAUGAUCAGUGGCACCGUCAGCCCGAGUGAGUUACCAGACAGUCCUGGGCAAACCAUGCCACCCAGCCGCAGCAAGACACCUCUGUUUGAACUGAAUGGCCAACCAGAGAAGGAGGCCAGCCAGUUCAACAUUCAGUGGGAAAACAAUGUCAAGAAAUUCAUGGAGAUUACUGACUUUAAGGAGCGUUUCCAGAUGCCACAAGAUCUUGACUCUAUGGUCUACUUCACUGUGGAGAAGCCCAAUGAGAACUUUUCUUGUGCUUCCAGCUUGAGCGCAUUGCCCCUCCAUGAGCACUAUGUCCAAAAGGAUGUUGAGCUGAAGCUCAUCCCCCCAUUCCCAGAAAAGAAUGGCUUGAACUUCAUGGCCCACGAGAAGAGAGAAGAAGAGAAAGCCAGUGAGAGUCAGAGGAAGCCAGAGAGACUCGAACUGACAUCUGACGAAGACAUUGAGAUCUUGAAAGAAUGCAUCAACUCUGCCAUGCCGUCUCAUUUCCGGAAGGUCCGUACUUCUCUUGUCUCUGGCUUACCAAGCCAGAUUUUGAACCCACAGUCCAAGAAGCCGUUGCACCUUCCUGUCUACAUGCUGGUCCCUGCCAAUUCUCAUUUGAAUAUCUCCAAACAUAGACGAGCUGCUGUUGCCAGAGCAAACAAGGACUAUAUUGGUGAUGAGGAUUCCUUCACAGACUCAGCAGAAGGAACCCCGGUCAACUUCUCUAGCGCUGCUUCCCUGAGUGAUGAGACCCUUCAGUAUCCAAUGAAGGAGGAGAGGGAGUCAAAGCAUUGUUCUGGGAAAAGAAGGGAACCAACAGGCCUAAGGGGAGUAGGAAUCAAGAUGGAGGCAAGGCAGCCUGAGCGAGGUGACCCUCGUGUAGGAAAAGUGACAUCCAGUCAUUCAACUCCAACCAAAAUGGUUUCCUCCUACAAGCACAGGUCUGGGUCUAAUCACACCAGUCCACUCCGUACAGGCAGGGCCCAGUCCUCUGAGUCGAGGCGAGGGCACGUUCCUCUCAAAAACCUGGAGCUCACCCUUGUGAAGCAAGGCAGCCUGAGGGCUUCAUCUGAGGGAAGCCGUCCCAGGAAGGAAGGCUCUAGAGAGAACAGUGGACAUGACAGCAACAUGGCCUUCCAGUCCUUCUGCCACACCACGCCGACCGAAGAGGCUGUCUACUGUUUCUAUGAGAAUGAUUCAGAUGACCUGGCAGAAAUGGGCAUGAAGAAUUCACCCAAAAGAAAGGCCAGCGCAGCUGGGAAAAGUCAAAAGAAAGAAUGCUGGGUGACCAAGAAAGAACCUGAGUUAAGUUCUAGGCAGCAGACUCCUCAGGGUAAAACCAAGAUGGUUUCAAAGCAGCGCAGCAAUCUCAUUGUGGAUGAGACUCCGCCGUGUUAUUCACUCAGCUCUUCCCUCAGUUCCCUGAGCGAUCUGGACAUCUGCAACGCCGAAGAGAGAGGGCAACUGUAUAGCAGGAGGGGCCCCCACCGCCCAUUGAUGCUCGCCCGCAGGCAUGAUUUGAGAAUGGCCUUGUCAAAAGGGAGGGACAGCUCAGCCAGUUCCCUCAGUUACAAUUCAGAAGAUGACCUCUUGCAGAAGUGUAUGGGCUUGGCUGUGCCCAAGAAGAGACGCCACUCAGCAAAGAGGAGGAACACUGAGAAAGAGAGGAAGGGAAACAAGGCCAAGGAGUGGAGGUCUGAGACCACACUGGAUGACCAAGCCUCCGAAAGAGGUUCUGACCUGGAUAGCGUGGAUUGGAAAGCCAUUCAGGAAGGAGCAAACUCAAUUGUCACAUGGCUGCACCAAGCGUCCUCUUCCUUUGGGAGAGAGCUGUCCUCAGAAUCGGACUCCAUCCUCUCCUUCAUGUCUGACCUCUCAGCAGGCUCCUCUCUGCAGCUGUCACUGAACAGGAAAGACAAGAAGAGAGGGAAGAAGUUUUCUGGUAGUGGGUAUUUGGAGAAGAAAGAGUGUCCCAGGACUUUCCAAAAUGGGAAGAAGCUGGUGGAAACCAGAACUGGGAGCAGCGGGAAUGGCCAGCCAGAUAAAAACACAGGCCAGCAGACACCAUUGACCAAUUUACCAGUGGUCUUCCGUGGCAGAACAGUGAUCUACAUGCCCAAUGUGGCCAAAGAGUCACAGACGCAGAGCCCCAGGUCCACCCCAAAGAAAAUGGGACCCGUGACAAAGCUGGAAUCUCCCGUGAAGAAUGGGAAUCUGAACCAGCAGAGAUCCAGGAGUCUGCACAGGCCUGGAAAGAUCUCAGAGAUAGUGAACCUCUCCUUGCCCAAACGGAGUGCGACACCACCCGCUCGAAUCACCAAAGCUCCUUCUUCUGGCUCCUCCAGGACAUCCACGCCAUCCCAGCCCAAUCAAAAGAAGCUGACAUCACCAUCACAACAGCAGCCCAACAGACAGGCAUCGUCUUGUGAAACUGGGAAGGCAGAUGGGAACUCCACCCCUCCUGGUUCAAAACUGGCCCAGAAAUCGCCCGCAUCAAAGCAACACAAGACCCAGAAAUCGCCCGUGCGCAUCCCCUUCAUGCAAAAACCUGUAAAGAAGACUUUACACAGGAAUACCAUGCCUGUGUUGGAGGAACAGGUGGGACGAGGUCGCAGUGCGGGCAGUGAGCCCAGACCCAAGGCCAAUGGAAAAGGCACCCUUCAGUCCAGCCAUCUCAAUUUGGUCCGGGUCUCCUCGGCAAGAUCGGCCAGCAGCAAGACUGACCACUCGGGCUUCCUGCGGCAGCUUACUUUCAUUAAGGAAUCCUCCAGCCUCCUCAUGAGGCACCGCACUGAACUCUCCUCCUCUGAGCCCACACCGUCCUCCUCCCUCUCACAAGGUGUUUCUCCUCGGAGAGGAAGGCUUGGUCUUCCGACGGUCUUCCUCUGUUCAUCCAGAUGUGACGAACUCAAAGCGGACAAGCCCCUGGGCCCGGGCCAGAGGCCAACCAUCUCCCGGGUGCCUCUUCCCAGCCAGAGAGGCUCGGCAGGCAACAGGCCUCCAAGGCGGACCAGUUCAGAAAGCCCUUCGAGGCUUCCAGUUAAAACAAAUAACAUCCCUCCAGAGCCCUUCAAGCGCUAUUCUUCAUCCCCUCAGAUUAAUAUCAUUAAGAGGGCAGCCAGCCCAGCAUCUGCCCCUCCAUGUUGUGCCGGAUCGCUAGUUGGGAGAAAGAAGAGCGAGGAAGGCUUAAAAGCACCAGUGCCUCCUGCUCCAGGAAUGCCAGAGAAACAUCCAGAAGAAGAGCAUCAACAGCAGCAGCAACAACAACAACAGCAACAGCCACCUAUGGUGAGGGGGAUGUGGAAGAGAAUCCGUGAUGAAGAUAUCCCCCAUAUCCUGAAAAGCACUCUUCCACCAACUGCCCUACCUCUGGUUAACACCUUGAAGGAAGAAGAGGACCAGCUAGCCCAGAAAGCUCUCCAGAGGAAGACCAGCGAUGCCGUUGUCCAAACAGAAGACUUCUCCACUGCCAAGACCAACUCCAGCACCUCUCCGACGCUCGAGACCCCACAGGAGAUGCCCAAGAUAUCGUCAGAUGGCUGCAAGGGGGAUGGCUAUGGUUCAGGCAAAGCCACAGCUGUGCCCAUCUCUCUAACUCAUGAAGGGCCCAUCAGCUCUCUUGGGAACUUCCCUCCCAGCAGACACAGCUCACCAAGCCGAGCAGCUCGGGUGACCCCUUUCAACUACACCCCCAGCCCCAUGGCGGAGCCAACGGUCAGCGACAAACAGGUGGAGAAAGUGCAGGUUUGACGGCCUACCAAGUUGGUCUUUGUAAGCUGCUGAGAUGUAUGUCACGCUCGUCUCUCUGUACAAAUGCAAAAGCUCCUAUCCACCAAGUAUUUUUUUUACAAUACAUUUUUCUUUUCACCUCCUGCUCUUAUAACAAACUAAGGAGGAACUCUGAUGUUACAUGUUAACAUAAAUGUGCUUGAACAGUUUCUUAUGAAAAGGACAGAAAAGCAUAAUGGUGACCAAUAUUUAUUCCCUUUCUUUCUUUCUUUCUUUCUCUUCAUUCUUUCUCUCUCUCUCUGUCUGUCUUUCUCUCUUUUCUUUCUUUCUGUAUUUUGGAACCAUUUACCCACUGGAGGCUUUCGGUGAACUCACAGUGUUUGUAACCCACAGUAACUUCAGGUGUACAAUGCCACCCAUCCACAUUGUUCUGUUGGCAUUGGUGCUGCACCAGAAACAUUGGAGGAAGCAGGGAGAGGUCAAUAUAAAAAGAAGCAUUUUCCUCAGACUCUUAACAUAGAGAUAAAGAAGUUUGAAAGGUAAAGUCCUUCCAGCAGAAAAAACCUCUUAGAUUCAUACCUCCUGCACUGAAUUUGAUGUGAUGCUUCCCAGUGCCAUCUCCAGGUACCUUGGGUUUCCAAGACUGUGCCUCUUUUCACAAGCAGAGGGUCUGAUGUUGCUGUUUCCUUUUAAAUUUUGUACAAACCCACCCAGAAUGGUCACUCUGUUUUGAAAAUGGCUGCCUUGCACUGACAAUAUUGGCAAAUGGGACGUUGCAGACUCUAAUCCCUUAUCCCACAUGAAAGUCACCCACUUUCUUGAAAGACUUGGUGGUGUUUCCAGAUCUGAAAAGUCUCGCAAAGGCCCUUUAAGGAUGCCUGUGGAUGGGGAAAAAGUCCCUGGGCAUAUUGAGAGUCGCCAGUUAUUUUUGUUUUGAUUGUACCUGCAAUUCACCAGCUUGCAUCCAAUCUCUUUCUUGAAAUAUCAGAGAUUUCUUUCCCUCCCUAGCUCCGUCCCUUGGGUCCUUCCUCCCACUGAUCAUCUGUCACAUCCAGUCUCAUGCAACAUUUCAGAAAUUGAUUUUCCUUUUAAAAUGAUCCUUCAGGAGUUACAAAGUGCUGAAGUGCUUUAGCAAUAUUACACUAGUUCAGCAUUAGAAUCAUUUCGUUUUAGUGCUGAUGUUCCUCUUUCCCUCACUUGAUCUCUGUUGAAACCGGGUCUUGGAAACAAUAGUUUACUUGCUGAAGGCUGACUUAUCUCCUUCCGAGAUACUGUAGUACGAAAACACAGCCAAGUACAGAUAUAUUUCAUUUUGGAAAGCAAUGGGUGAACUUGCUAAUACCAGGAACUCCCAGGAAAUAUUUUGGAUUGAAAACAACUGAUGUGGAUCUCUAAAAUAAACUUGGUUUGUACAGAUGUGAAACUUGAGAUUUCCAGAGACUUAAAAAAAUCUCUUCUGGAAGGAUUCUCAAGUGAUUCAGAACUAGUUUAAAGAUGAACAAGGAGGGAGGAAUCCAAAGUGGUGUAUGUUGCAUCUUUCCACAGUGACCUGCACUGUUACCAUCUCCAGCCCCUGACUCCACUUUGCUGUUGCCUCCCAGAAACCAGCAACAUCAGUCCAAAGUCAAGCAACUCCUGAGACGAUUCCACCGUUGGCAAAAAUAGACUCUUUGGCAUCCAUCAAACCUACUUGGAGGUUAUGGAUGGGGCCCAGUUGUCCAUCUUUAAAACAAAAAAGAGGCCACUUGUCAAAUGGGUGGAGAAAGAAGAAGAGCCUUAAAAACCAACACUUGGUUGCAUGCUUUUUUCAGGCCACAUACCUCUACACUUUUACCUGUAAGGAAGUCCUAUGGGAUUGAAAGUGGGCUUGCGUCUGGGUAAAUGCAUGUAGAAACAGCACUGUUGUUAGUCUCAUGUGUGGGCAUUGAAACUCACGUAUUUUAAAAACCGAGGUAUUUCUAAGCUAAUUUAUUUGGGGUGUGAGGACCAGAAGAAAGUGGUUUAUGGGUGAUUUGGGGUUGUUGUUGUUGUUUUGAAAAAGCAGCAUUAGAAUUAGGAGGGGAAACGUUUCCAGACCAAGCUACCACUUCAUAAGACGUCACAUCGCUCUUUUCCUCUUUGGUGUUUUCUGUGGAAAGAGGGAGAAAAAGACAGAGCGGUGAAGAAAUAAGGGUUGCAAAGGGAAGAAUCCCACAGAGGAAGUAUGAUUGUGUCAUAAAGGAAGGAGGCAGGGUGAUUGUGUAAUAAAGUCAUCAUGUAGAAGUCCUAAGACAGACAGAAAGGAAUAUACAGAGGGGGGAUUUUGGUGGCAAAAUUGUAUGGAACAAGAAAAGCUGUCAGCAGAAUGGAUCAGCCUCCCCAAAAAUGGAAGCCAAAAUCUGUACAAUGUCUUAAUUACAAACAACUCUUUAAUCUGCUAAUGAUCACUCUCCUGUCUUACUACAUGGUGUGUGUAUUUGCGUGUGUUUGUGUGUGAGAGAGAGUGAAGUCUGGGUCAUUUUUAGUUGUCAAAAACUUGACAAUCUUCAGUUCAGAAACACAAGUUUCCGAAAGGUUCAGAAAACUUUAUUCAGCAACUCAAGAUGUUCACGGCAUCAACUAUAUUGUCAAGACUGAAGCAGUUUG